Messenger RNA from Penicillium olsonii, 474 nucleotides. The record is from the annotation of a GenBank genome assembly. NCBI's taxonomy places the organism in Eukaryota, Fungi, Ascomycota, Eurotiomycetes, Eurotiales, Aspergillaceae.
AUGGACAUUUCCACAUUAGAACACGUCCGCGGGGUCUGGGAGCGCGCCAAGAACGACAGCGCCAUCUAUCGCCUCGUUCUCUCAAAUGUUGAGAUCAUCAGUGCCUCACGCGGACACUUCCAAGCCCGACUCAAGCUGACUGCUGAUCAUGUCAACUCCCGAGGCACCAUCCACGGGGCUGUUUCCGCGGCUAUCAUUGAUUGGGCCGGAGGAAUGUCCAUUGCCACUCAUGGAUAUGAGAAGACAGGCGCCAGUGUUGAUAUCCACGUCACAUAUCUUUCAACUGCUACUGCCGGGGAAACCCUGGACAUCUCUGCUGUUGCGGAUCGAGUAGGCAAGACAAUGGCCUUUACUACUAUCAAAAUCUCUAAGGUUGUCGAUGGUGAAAUUGGCCCUUUGGUUUCGAAGGGUUCGCACACAAAGUUCCUGCCUGUCUCUAAGGAGCACCAGAAGCCACGAAUCGAGGCUGCCUAA